CGGGGGCAGGGAAGGAGUGCCACCUCCACCCUCUGACUCACCUCAGUGGGCCACCCAGCCUUUGGGUCAGCAUCAACAUUUGCCAUGGCCGUGCCGAUUUCCACUCCUGACAGCCUCCAUGCCUAGUGCUGGCUCCUCCCCAAGAGACCACCGCAUGCUCCUUCCCCCACCCUGAAAACAUGAUGGGAGAGGGGCAGGUAUUGGCCCUGCCCUAAUGGUGCAACCUCGCUGUGAAGUAGAAGCAGCCCAUUGCUGAGGAAGCCUUGGCUGUGCCACUGUGCUGGUGAAAGGUGCUGGUUCUGACGGCCCUGGAAAUUGAAGUCCUCAGUUUGAACAGCUCCCUGCACCUUCAAGCAAAGCCAGAUGAAGCUGCAUCACUAUCUGUGUCAAGCAUCCAGCCUUUCUCUCUCCCAGAGGGUAAACAGUACAGAGGAGUGGGAGAACUAGCAUAUAAACUUCAGGCAAAAACAGGUGGGUGUAGAUGCAGCUCAGGAUGGAUGAAGAGGCAGCCUGAGGUCUGAAGGAGCGGUGACUAGGACCUGCUGUCUCGGUUGCAGUUGGAUGAUCUCUGGAUGCAAGGAAGAGAAAAUCGACAGUGUGUCCAUGACAUGAAGCCUCAGGCUGGUUGGCUGGUGUUCCUUGUUCUGAGUCUGGUUCCUCUUUGCCUUCCCAUCCCUUUGCGGGACUACCUGAUGGAGCAGGAGAACGUCCGCCGUAUUGGCGGCAACCUGUUGCUGGGGAUGCGGGAACAGCAGGUCAAUGAGUAUCUAAUAAGCCUCAAGGAGAAGGAAGUGGCCAAGGCCUGGAAGGAUGGAAAUUUCCCACCCAGCAUGCACUUCUUCAGGGCCAAAGCCUUCAUUGAUCAAAGUGCAGUGUUCAGCAUCUUGAAACGUAUGCCGAAAGGUGCUGUCUUACACCUGCAUGACUUUGCAAUAUUGAGCGUGGACUGGCUGGUGUACUAUGCCACCUACCUACCUGACUGCUACAUCUGCUUCACCCAUGCGGGUACUGUUCAGUUUAAGUUUUCCAAGCCUCAACCACCCAGCCCAGUGCCACCGAACUGCUCAGAGUGGGUGUUGCUAGAGACUUACCGGAAGCAGCUGCACAACAUCAGUGAGUUCGAUAACAGUUUGCUGAAGAACCUGACCCUGGUGACUGACAACCCUGAGGUGGCAUACCCAACGCAGACUUUAAUUUGGAGCAAAUUUGAGAAUACCUUUUUGACUGCUUCUGGCCUCAUCUGCUAUGCACCUGUGUUCAAGGCCUAUUUCUAUCAGGGGCUGUUGGAGCUCUAUGAGGAUAACAUACAGUAUGUCGAGAUAAGAGCUAUAUUGCCACCGGUGUAUGAACUGGAUGGGACCCAACACAAUGAAUCCUGGUCUGUGGCAACGUAUCAGGAGGUGACGAAGCAGUUUGUUAAGGAUCACCCUGAUUUUAUUGGAGCAAAAAUUAUAUUUACAGCACACAGAAAGCAGAACGUUACCGAGAUUAAAAAAGCCGUCAAUAAGGCCAUGGACCUCCGAGCCAUGUUCCCAAACACUGUGGCAGGAUUUGACCUGGUUGGGUAUGAGGAUGCAGGACACUCUCUGUGGGACUUGAAGGAUGCCCUGACCAUUCCACACUCCCAAGGAGUCAAUUUGUCUUACUUUUUCCAUGCUGGUGAGACUGACUGGCAGGGCACCUCUGUAGACAUCAAUGUGCUCGAUGCUUUGCUGUUCAAUACCAGUCGGAUUGGCCAUGGAUUUGCUCUCAUUAAACAUCCAGUAGCCAAGAAUUUGUCCCUUAAGAUGGAUGUUCCUAUAGAACUCUGCCCAAUCUCCAACCAGGUCCUACUGUUAGUAGCAGAUUUGAGGAACCAUCCUGCUGCUGCGUUGAUGGCAGAGGGACACCCCAUGGUGGUUAGUCCAGACGAUCCAUCUAUCUUUGGAUCAAAGGGUGUGUCGUAUGACUUCUAUGAGGUGUUCAUGGGCAUCGGCGGGAUGCACGCUGACCUGAGAACUUUAAAACAACUGGCACUAAACUCUCUAAAAUACAGCUCCUUGCCACCAGAGGAGAAAGCCCAGGCCAAACGGGUCUGGCAGAAAAAAUGGGACCAGUUUAUUGCUGACCUCUCCAAUGCUUUUCCAAGGGAGCUGUAGUGGGGAGGAGGCUCCUCUAAUGUCUGCGCGGUGGAGGGAACUGGGGCUACUGCUAAUGCAGAGAGAAUUAUUUUUCUAUGUCACUUGAGCAAACAGCGCUCAAGCUGUGGCCUGGAGCUGGGUGAUUUUGGCCAAUUAUAGUUAAUAGCAAUUGCCCACACCUCUAUGCAUUAAUGUCUUUGGGUGCAGGUGAAGCAGAGCAGUGAGCCUUUAAAACAGAAGCAGAAAAUGCUGUAAAUGAUCAAUAUAACUAAAGUCAAAAUACCAUUAAAAUCGUGAAGUGCUUACUCACUUUUUAAUUAUUGUGAAUGGGAGUUUUCCCUGAGCAAGGACUUCAUGAUUUUGCCUCACAUCAUUAUAAAAUAAAUAUCUCCUCAGGAAACGGCUAGUACAAACAUCCCACCAUCGGAGCCCCUUGACUUUCACGAGGGCAAGGAUUGAAAGCGAUUCUUGUCUGAGAUCUGUGAUUGGUUAUGUUUGACCCUGGGCCCAGUGCCAAAAUAGUACUGCUAGACUGAGGAACCAGGUCUAAGGUCUGACAUCUCAAGAUGUAAGGGCUAGAAACAAGCUGAUGGACCUCUACAAAUGCUUUCAAAACUUGUAUACUUUAUUAAGCAGUGAUCAGCAAAGAAUGCAAGCACUGAUUGCUGAAAGGAGAUGCACUUCAUUCUGGGACCCACCUUUGUAGGGAUUUCAAUACACUUUUCAAUUGGAAAAGAACCCCUGACUUCAAGAGGUAUCUCUCAGAUCCAUAUUAAAUAAAGCACCGAUCCAGCACUGGAAUCUACUAGUAUAGGCCCCUGCACCCAUAUGAAGUACUCUUGAUUUCAAUGGGAUUCAACGUGUACUGGCAGAUCCCACUGCAGGAUCUGGUCCCAGUGUGCCUUCAGUGAGCCCCUGAGUCCAUAGCAAUCAGAUCUCCGAUGUAUCAAAGAAUUAGUCCCUCGAUAUGGCUUCAGUACAGUGCCAGUGGCAUUCACAGUUAUCAGCUCUGCAGAAGAAAGACAAAGCAGCAACAGCACAAUUUAAAUAGUAACUAGAUAGAGUCCUUUGAAAUAACUGUGACAAAAACUACAGAAGUAGAAGUGAUUGUGCCAGGAUGAUUUCAGGUCUGACAGUUUUGAAUAGGAAAGACUUAAAAAAAUUCUGAUUCAGAUGUUGGCUGUCUCAAUUAAAUGGAUUUAGCAAAAUCCUUCAAUAUAAGAGUUGUGGGGUCAGAUCCUUAGCUGGUGUAAAUUCACAUAGAUCUGUUGACUUUAGUGGAGCUACACCAAUUUACUCCAGCUCAAAGUCUGCUCUGGAGACUUUAAAAUGUUCUUAAAAUUGGUCCCAGUUAACGGAGUAUUUUUCUCCAAUGCAUAAGACUUGGUAGACCUGUCAUUUCCAGGUCUGUCCACCUCAGGUUAAUUACCUCAUAUACUAAUUAUCCUGAGCUGUCUGACCAAAGUGUUUAUUUUCACUAAUCUCAGUCACAAUGCUUCAGUAGAGCACAAAUAUAUUUACCACAAUAAGUGGUUCAUCUGUAUUGUGUGCAUUUUAAAUAAUCCAAACUCCAUGGAGCGUAUUUUUGUGUAUGUAUAUUCCUAUGCAAAAAAGAUGGUUAAUUUAAGGUUGCUAGACCACACAGCCCACCAAUGCAAACCAUAAAAAAUACAGAAGUAAGCAAUGAAGUCCAUUUAACAUACCAUCUACACCUCACUCAUCAGUUCCUUUCUCAACCACAACUGCCUCCAUAUCAUAACCCACAGCCUGCAUAUCUCUACCCUCCUCCUGAACAUCCAAUAGCCACUCUUAAACUCCAAUCAAGUUUUAUUGGUUAUAUGUUCACAUUUUCAUUAAUAUGGGGUUAUUGUGACUCUCAUAAGUGAUAGAGUAUUUCAUUCCGUAUUGAUGUGAGUGAGUUAUGGCACCACAUCACAAACACUGGCUGUGAAACAUGCUUUUAUUGUAAUAUUUGGGGAAACUGACGUGAAAAGGGUAUAUGUGUUAGUGACUAGUCUAAAUUUAGGUCCUUCUGAGCAUGCUCAGUGGAUUUCAGUUUGCUGCAUGUGAGUGGAGAAGGAGCCUGUAUUCACCAGUGAGUUGGGACUCCCUUAGGUGUGAAUCUUUGAUACAGGGGUGUAAUAAAUGAGGGGGGAGGGGUGGCUCCCUUUUAUGGACACCCAGCCAGCUAGUAGCUAUAAAAUCCCUCUUAGUAGCUGUUCUCUAAUUGCUCUACCUGUAAAGGGUUAAAAAGUCUCACUGCUAUGCAUAGGUAAAAGGAAGUGAGUGGGCACCUGGCCAAAAGAGCCAAUGGGAAGGCUAGAACUUUUUUAAAUUGAAAAAAAAAAAAAAAGACUCCACUUUUGUCUGUCUGUUGUUCUCCCAGGGAGAGGCGGAUAGGGUAGCAGUUAUGCUGUAAGAAGCUUGGGCCAGGUAUGAAAAAUCAUCAGUAUCAUACCUAGAAACUACUCAUUUAAAACCCCAGAUAUGUAAGUAGAUCAGGAAAUGUCUAGGAAGAUGUGAUUAGGUUUAU
Mauremys reevesii (Reeves's turtle) is the source of this 4653-nucleotide messenger RNA. RefSeq names its product adenosine deaminase 2 (gene ADA2). NCBI's taxonomy places the organism in Eukaryota, Metazoa, Chordata, Testudines, Geoemydidae. The transcript is spliced from 14 exons. Gene Ontology annotation, molecular function: adenosine deaminase activity. The record is from RefSeq and is a predicted model, not a curated record. Gene Ontology annotation, biological process: inosine biosynthetic process; adenosine catabolic process. Bases 573 to 2138 code for a protein of 521 amino acids.